CGCGGCAUCAAGGUGUGGGGCGCUGGCGCAGGCGCUCAGUCACAAUCCGCGAGCCCGUCGCGAGCAGCGCGCGCGCUCUUUGCGACACACGACACGAACGACUCUCGCGACCAUUCGUAUAUACUCCCUGCAUAUUAUUAUAUGGCAUUUGUUUGACUAUUUUUUAUUAUGUGAUAAGUUUUCGACGUAAGAAUAUUUAAUCGUGGUACUGUAAGAAUCUCCUAUAAAAGAUAAGAUAUAAUUGAUACGUUAUAAGUAAUUUAUUUGUGGGACCAAAAUGACGAUAAAAAAUAAAAAGACUAAACAGUCCGAAGUGACAUCAUCAAGUAGUAGUGCCUCGACUAGUGUUCAAAAAACAAGCAAGUCUACAUCGGUGCAGCAGAGCAGUAGUAAUACACUGCAAAAGGUCAGCUCCGGUAAGAAGGUACGUUACAUUGACGUCAAGGUCGAGGAGGAUGACCCGCUCAUGAUAACCGAUGUAAGUGACCACACGUCUAUAAGUGGAUCCACCAUUUCUGAACACUAUAACAGCCACCCGCACUACAUUAUAACGGAGGCUCCGUCCAUGACUGACCUCUCCCAAAUCAGAUCACAGGAACAUAAUGUGAGCGACAUGACACAAGCGGUAACCGGCGAAUUUGUAUCUAAUUCUGUCCAGGAAUCAUCUUCUUCGCACCAGCAAAGUUCUAAGAGUGAAACAUUCCAAUCAUCGACCACAUCUGUACAGCGCUCUGGUUCUAGUCAUAGCACUCACAGUCAAUUUGAUAGAACCGUAGAUUCUACUGCUGCAAAUCAAACACUAAACACAGCUUUUAUUGAUAACACCGCCGCUAAUCUUACCGGCUCCGACAGCACUUAUACAACGCGCUCUCAAGUAGCUAAUGCUUCGAAUUCUUUCUUACAAACAGAACGUCAAAACUUGGUUAACCAAUCUGAAUCGUCAAAAACUAUGAGUCAAACGAGUAAUACUAUGGACCGAAAGAAUAUUAACCAACGUGACAAUGUAACCUAUCGUAACUCACCUGAGCCUUCAAAACGAAUUCAAACAAUUGGUUCAGACACAUCAAACUUCUACGGAGGUGAAGGGACCCUAGACAGAAAUGUCAAAACAAAGGAAUUUACUAGCACAUCUCAAACAAGCGAAAGCAAGAGCAGCAACGUUACGAAAUCGUCGUCAUCAUCUUAUGUUGUGGAAAUUGUUGAUGGAAAAGAGCGCAUUAUCGAUAGUUCUAAACGUGAAUGGGGUGAUGCUCAAGAAAAUGCUACUAAAGAAUCUUAUGCCAGCAUUAGUGGUACUGGUAUCAAGCCACAGUCAGCUUAUAAUAUCCAAAACUAUGAUAUGAAAUCUAAUUAUGACACCGGAAAAGACGGCCAGAAACCAACAAGCCAAAUGACUAUAAAAGAGGACUCUAAAUUUAUUAAGGACGGUAAACAAAUAACAACCCAUGAGAGUAUUAUUUCUGAAAAAGAUAAUGCUAGGCACCAACAAUCUAUAACAACUCAAGAUCAAUUGACUUCUCAAGAUGAUCCUCGUCACCCAAGAAUAACUUCUACAAAUAUGUAUCCUGAACGUAGUGAGCUUUAUGUUGAUCAAAAAGAUAUACGCACUGAUCAUAGAACUGAUCAUACUGAUAAGAGGAACAUCCAAACUGAUCACAGACAUAUUUCAACAGAUCAACGAAAUGUCUACACCGAUGAAACAAACGUGCACCGUGAUAUUAUUGAUAAAAGUUCAGUUACAAAUGUAACAUCCAGUAAAGACACUAGGAUCGAUCGAAGACGUAAUGUCAAUGAAACAGAUUCAUCUAACUUUUAUGGAUACGACACUACAAUUCAAAACGAACUUAGAAAAGUGGGUGAUAUUUUACAAGUUAAAAAUACUGACAACAUUAAUUUCUCCACGAAAAUACUAAAGAGUAACACUAGCAGUGCUCAACAAGCGUCUACAUCCUCGUAUGUUAUUGAAGUUAUAGAUGGUAAAGAAAGAAUCGUCGACUCUUCUCAUAGAGAAUGGGGUGACAGUAAAGAUCAUUCUACGUACGAAAAAAGUCAUAAUAUCAGUGGAACCGGAAUUAAGCCAGAACAUGAGUAUGCUCGACAUGUUUUGGAUAAAGAAUCUCAUUAUGAUACUGGCAAAGAUGGAGUUCCUACAAGUUCUACAUAUAUUGCUGAAGAAUCUGCUUUAUAUAAGAACGGCAAGGAAAUAGCAGCCACUAGAAACGUUUAUGGUGGCGAUUUCACGAAGAAAAAGGCUAUCACUGAACUUGUACCAGAUGAUGAUUUGCCUAACAGGCAGAUAAGGGAUAUUACAGAUGAUAAAACCUAUUCCACUGUCAGUACAGAUUCUCUAACCGACAUCAAGGAUACUACAGGUAAAACAACAACAACUGAUUUUAUUACUACUGAAAAACGUAACUUAACGAAAGAAACCACUGAAAAACAAGAAACAAAAGACACAUUAACGACUUAUGAAAGGAGUACUGGAACUUGGAAUGGCAAAUUUGUUUAUGAAAAGGAUGAUGAUAGGCCGAAAAGACCAAAAGAAAUGUCACCCUUUGGAAGACCAGAACAACCAAAACAUCACUUAAAAAGACAAGAUACUGAAGAAAACAUAAUUAUAUCUUCAAGAGACAUAAAAGAUUUCACAUCUAUAAGUGAUUUACGUAAAAUUAUUGAGUCAUCUCAAUCUAAAAAAGAUGUCACAGUGAGUAACAAAAACAUUGUUAUAAAGAGAAAUAUCGAUGACAAGAUUCUAAAAGAAAUUAUUGAAACUGUUAAAAAAUAUCCUUUUAAAAGAAUAGAAAAAGUAACACUCGGAACUAAGAUAAAUGAAGACGUAAAAGAUUUAUACGAAGGCAUCGACACCGAAGAACAUACUGUAUUAACAUCCACCACCGGAGACGCCACUAGAAAAACUUUUGAAGUUGAAAAAAACAGAAGCCAAAUUGAGGUGACUCGAUACAUUACUGAAAAUGGAAUCACCAGGAAAAUAACUACGUACGAAGAUGCUAAAGUAGACGAUAAAGUUAAGACGGACGUCUUCGUCGAUAAGAGCAAGUUAGACUUCAGAAACUUGAGCGAUGUCCACACGACGAAAGAUGUAGUUCGAGAGUAUGACGUGGUAGAUCGUGCAAUCACCGAUACCAGAGAGGAUACCACCGUCCGCACCGUUUAUGACGAGACCAUUAUAGAUGACAGAAAAACAGUGCGCGACGACAGGACCACGAUCGAGGAGACCGUUAUCAUUGAUGAGACCAGGCCGCGGCCUGGGGGCCCCAAGAAACCGGAGCCGAUCAAGGAACAGUGCAUUUGUGAAAUGUGCACUUGUGGGCGUCACCGUUGCCCACACAACGAUGUCCCGGAGCCAUUGUUCGAUGUGGAGCACACGACGAGCGUGGUCUCCGCGUACAAAACAGACUACGACGAAAAACACGUCAGCCGCACUACUACCGUUCAUCAUGAGGAUCACUUACGGCUCGAAGGCGACUUUAUUGAACCGGAACGUCCUCAAUGGCAACCCGCUGAACGAACUAAACCAAAAAAACCAGAAGAUAACCUCAAGCCUGAAGGUGAAUUUGAAAAGAGACGUCCAGAGGAGUGGCGACCUGGUGAAAGGGCCCCAGUGAAAAAGCCAGAAGACAACUUAAGACCCGAAGGAGAGUUCGAAAAAAGACGUCCAGACGAAUGGCGCCCUGGAGACCGAGCUCCUGUUCGCAAACCGGAUGACAAUUUGAGACCUGAGGGUGAAUUUACAACUCCUGAUAAGGAGCCCUGGAGACCGGCUGAGAGACCGAAACAGAAGAAACCAGAAGACAAUUUAAGACCUGAGGGUGAAUUUGAGAAAAGACAACCGGAGGAUUGGCGUCCAGGUGAUAGAGCUCCUGUACGUCGUCCUGAUGAUAAUUUGAGACCUGAAGGAGAAUUUACAACUCCUGAAAAAGAACCGUGGCGUCCAGCUGAAAGACAAAAGCCCAAAAAGCCUGAAGAUAAUUUACGCCCUGAAGGUGACUUCGAGAAACGUCAACCAGAUGAAUGGCGUCCUGGUGACAGGGCACCUGUUCGUCGCCCUGAGGAUAACCUUAGACCUGAAGGUGAAUUUACUUCGCCAGAAAAGCAGCAAUGGCGUCCUGCAGAAAGGGAAAAACCUAAAAAGCCAGAAGAUAAUCUUAGACCCGAAGGUGACUUUGAAAAAAGGCGGCCAGAAGAAUGGCGUCCUGGCGACAGAGAGCCUGUACGUCGUCCUGAUGAUAAUUUACGCCCUGAAGGCGAAUUCACGACACCAGAAAAAGAGCCAUGGAAGCCUGCUGAAAGGCCAAAAGCUAAAAAACCAGAGGAUAAUUUAAGACCAGAAGGUGAGUUCGAGAAACGACAACCGGAAGAUUGGCGUCCAGGUGAUAGAGCUCCUGUGCGCCGUCCAGAAGAUAAUCUCAAACCUGAGGGUGAAUUUGAAAAGAGACGCCCAGAAGAAUGGAGACCUGGAGACAGAGCACCCGUUCGACGCCCAGAGGACAACCUUAAGCCUGAAGGAGAAUUUACUACCCCAGAGAAAGAAAGCUGGAAGCCUGCAGAAAGACAAAAACCAAAGAAACCUGAAGACAAUUUAAAACCUGAAGGGGAGUUUGAAAAGCGCAAGCCUGAAGAAUGGAAGCCUGGUGAUAGGGCACCAGUACGUCGACCUGAAGAUAAUCUUAAGCCAGAGGGUGAAUUUGCCACUCCUGAAAAAGAACGCUGGCAACCAGCUGAACGUCCAAAACAGAAGAAACCUCAAGACAAUUUAAGACCAGAAGGAGAAUUCGAGACUCCUAAAAAAGAAGAAUGGAAACCGGCUGAAAGACCCAAACAAAAGAAACCCGAAGAUAAUUUGCGCCCUGAAGGGGAGUUUACGACAGAAAGAUCUAUUACAGAAGACUACAAGGUAGUAACAGGUGAAAGAGCUGAAAUUAUACGCCGCAUUGAUAACAUUAUCACGGAGGGAGAAUUUACAGACACAACAACUUCUCGUACUGAAUAUACGGUAAAGCCUGUUGAAAGACCAAAACCUGUUCGUCGUAACACAUGGACAAAGAUCGAAGGGGAAAUGAUUACUGAUACGACAAGCAAAUCAGAAUACGUUGAUUUCACUGAUGUUGUGGAAAGAACAACAAUGGUCGCGCGGAGAACUGAUAAUUUAAUUAGAGAAGGUGAAAUAGAGUUUAUUACAUCUAACCAGGAAGACUACACGCAAAAGGUUACACCUGUGGAACGGCAUCAGAGACGUCGUACGUGGACGAAAGAAGACUUUGAAAAGUUCUAUGCUACGGAAGAAUUACAAUCAGUGACCACGUCACAAAAGGAAUUUAGAACUUAUGAAGAAAUAGAUGUGAGGCAACCAUUCAAGAAACCAAAAGAUAAUUUAAAACCAGAGGGUGAAUUUGAAAAGCCUGAACACGAAGAAUGGCGUCCAGCUGAAAGGCAAACACCUAAGAAACCCAAAGACAAUUUAAAACCAGAAGGUGAAUUUGAAACUCCUAAAAAAGAAGAAUGGCGUCCUGCUGAAAGACCGAAGCAAAAGAAACCUCAGGAUAACUUAAAACCAGAGGGAGACUUUGAACAACCAAAACAAGAAGAGUGGCGUCCCGCUGAAAGACAAACGCCUAAAAAACCUAAAGACAAUUUAAGACCGGAAGGUGAAUUUGAACAACCGAAACAAGAAGAAUGGCGUCCCGCUGAAAGACCCAAACAAAAGAAACCCCAAGACAACUUAAAACCUGAAGGAGAAUUUGAACAACCAAAACAAGAGGAAUGGCGCCCCGCUGAGAGGCCUAAACAAAAGAAGCCACAAGAUAAUCUUAAACCCGAAGGAGAUUUCGAGCAACCGAAACACGAAGAGUGGCAACCCGCUGAAAGGCAAACUCCAAGAAAACCUAAAGACAAUUUGAGGCCAGAAGGCGAAUUUGAAACUCCUAAGCAAGAAGAAUGGCGCCCUGCUGAAAGACCAAAACAAAAGAAACCCCAGGACAACCUCAAACCAGAAGGAGAAUUCGAACAACCGAAACAUGAAGAGUGGCGGCCCGCUGAAAGACCCAAACAAAAGAAACCUCAAGACAAUCUAAAACCUGAAGGAGAAUUCGAACAACCGAAGCACGAAGAGUGGCAACCCGCUGAAAGGCAAACGCCAAGAAAACCUAAAGACAAUUUAAGGCCAGAAGGCGACUUCGAAACUCCUAAGCAAGAAGAGUGGCGUCCUGCUGAAAGACCCAAACAAAAGAAACCCCAGGACAACCUGAAACCAGAAGGAGAAUUCGAACAACCUAAACAUGAAGAGUGGCGGCCAGCUGAUAGACCUAAACAAAAGAAACCUCAAGACAAUCUAAAACCUGAAGGAGAAUUUGAGCAACCGAAGCACGAAGAGUGGCGUCCAGCUGAGAGACCUAAGCAGCAUAAACCACAGGAUAACCUUAAACCGGAAGGAGAAUUCGAACAACCUAAACAAGAAGAGUGGCGUCCUGCUGAAAGACCUAAACAAAAGAAACCUCAAGAUAAUCUGAGACCGGAAGGAGAAUUUGAACAACCUAAACAAGAAGAGUGGCGGCCCGCUGAAAGACCUAAACAAAAGAAACCUCAAGACAAUCUGAGACCUGAAGGCGAAUUUGAACAACCGAAACAAGAUGAGUGGCGUCCAGCUGAGAGACCUAAGCAACAUAAACCACAGGAUAACCUUAAACCAGAAGGAGAUUUCGAACAACCGAAACAAGAAGAGUGGCGUCCUGCUGAAAGACCAAAACAAAAGAAACCUCAAGAUAAUCUGAGACCGGAAGGAGAUUUUGAGCAACCUAAACAAGAAGAGUGGCGUCCAGCUGAAAGGCCGAAGCAAAAGAAACCUCAAGAUAACCUAAGACCGGAAGGAGAAUUCGAACAACCUAAACAAGAAGAAUGGCGUCCAGCUGAAAGACCUAAGCAAAAGAAACCUCAAGAUAACCUAAGACCGGAAGGAGAAUUCGAACAACCUAAACAAGAAGAGUGGCGUCCAGCUGAAAGACAAACUCCUAAAAAGCCACAAGACAAUUUGAAACCGGAGGGUGAUUUCGAAACACCUAAACAAGAAAAAUGGCGUCCCGCAGAUCGACCUACACCUAUAAAGCCUGAAGAUAAUUUACGUCCCGAGGGUGAGUUUGAAACAAGAAAGCCCGAGGAAUGGCGCCCCGCAGAACGUCCUGUACAAAAGAAACCACAAGAUAAUCUUAAACCUGAGGGCAAAUUCGAAGAACCGCAGCCAGAAGAAUGGCGACCUGCUGAACGACAAACACCAAGAAAACCGAAAGAUAAUUUGAAACCAGAAGGGGAAUUCGAAACACCUAAACAAGAGAGAUGGCGCCCAGCAGAUCGUCCUACACCUAAGAAACCAGAAGAUAAUUUACGUCCCGAGGGCGAUUUUGAAACAAGAAAGCCAGAGGAAUGGCGCCCUGCAGAACGUCCCGUACAAAAGAAACCAAAAGAUAAUCUAAAGCCAGAAGGUGAAUUUGAAAAGCCAAAACAUGAAGAGUGGCGUCCAGCUGAAAGGCCUAAACAAAAGAAACCCCAAGAUAAUCUAAAACCAGAAGGAGAUUUUGAGCACCCUGAACAUGAAGAGUGGCACCCUGCUGAAAGGCAAACGCCAAAAAAACCAAAAGACAAUUUACGUCCCGAGGGUGAUUUCGAGAAACGUCGUCCGGAUGAAUGGCGUCCCGCUGAAAGACCUAUUCAGAAGAAACCGCAAGAUAACUUAAGACCAGAAGGGAAAUUCGAAGAACCUAAACCUGAGGAAUGGCGCCCCGCCGAACGUCAAACGCCUAAGAAACCUCAGGACAAUCUUCGACCGGAAGGUGAAUUUGAGAAACCAACACAUGAGAAAUGGCGUCCGGCUGAAAGACCUGUUCAGAAAAAACCACAGGAUAAUCUAAGACCUGAAGGUAAAUUCGAAGAACCUAAACCUGAAGAAUGGCGUCCCGCCGAGCGGCAAACUCCUAAGAAACCUCAAGACAAUCUCCGACCAGAAGGUGAAUUCGAAAAACCAAAACAACAAGAAUGGCGUCCGGCUGAAAGGCCUAUUCAGAAGAAACCCCAAGACAACCUUAAACCUGAAGGUAAAUUUGAAGAACCUAAACCUGAGGAAUGGCGUCCUGCCGAAAGGCAAACACCUAAGAAACCUACAGAUAAUCUGCGCCCAGAAGGUGAUUUUGAAGCUCCAAAACGCGAUGAGUGGCGUCCUGCUGAAAAACCCGUAGUAAAGAAACCAAAAGACAAUCUUAAACCUGAGGGUGAAUUUGAAAAGCCCAAACAAGACGAAUGGCGCCCAGCUGAGCGACAAACACCUAAAAAGCCUCAAGACAAUCUCAAGCCUGAGGGUAAGUUUGAAUCUCCAAAACCUGAUGAGUGGCGUCCGGCGGAACGACCCGAAGUUAAGAAACCAAAGGAUAAUUUAAAACCGGAGGGUGAAUUCGAAAAACCUAAACAGGAUGAAUGGCGACCUGCUGAAAGGCCCAUUGCAAAGAAACCAGAGGAUCAUUUGAAACCCGAAGGAGAUAUGGAAGUAGUGAGACGAAAAGAUUAUACUGCGACUCGUGGAGAUCGCGUUGAUAUUGUUAAGCACGAGGAUCACCUGAGAAUGGAAGGCACGAUUGAUAUACAUCGUUCCAGAGAUGAUUACAAACGCGUUGAAAGGACUGAAAAGGUCGUUAUUCAAAGACAUGAAGACAAUUUGCGCACAGAGGGUGAAUUCAUUGAUCUUCAAGUUCGUAAUGAUUAUAGUGCUACAAAAGGUGAACGAGCUCCAGUAGUCAAACCUCAGGAUAAUUUGAAACCUGAUGGAAAAUUCUAUAAACCUGAAAUCAUACCAUCCCAACCUGCUGAAAAACGUAAGCCAUUUAAACAAGUCGACAAUAUAACUAUCGAACGAGAUAUUGAUUUAUACAAUAGACAAAAGGUCGAAAGGCUGGAUAUUAUUAGAAGAGAGGACAAUCUGAAGAUAGAAGGUGAAUUUAUUGACAUGAAACAAAGAGAUGAUUACAGUAUUGUUAAGGGAGAAAGAACUUCUGUUGUUAAACAUGAAGAUAACUUAAAGAUGGAAGGAAAAAUGGAAAACAUACGUACUUCGGAUACCUAUCGUGUCGUAAAGGGUCAAAGAGUUAAACUAACUCGCAGAGAAGAUAAUUUGAAGAUAGAAGGCGUAUUUGAGGACCAUACACGCCGAGAUGAUUAUAAAGUUAUCAAAGGCCAUGCCAUUACGUAUCCGCAGGACAAGAGACCCAAAGACGAAUAUGAAAAAUUGCCAGAGGAUAAUGAUAGGUAUGGACCAACAAAGGUUAUAGAUAAAACAAGACCCCAUGAAGAGUCUGACCAUCCAUCACGACCGAGGGGACCUUCGGAAGAUCGACCGGGAGAAAAACCUAAAGGCUCUUGGCACCCAGAUGACGAUCAGAAGCGUCAUCCCAAGGUCCCUAGACAACCAGGAGAUAAAUUUGAGCAGCUUCCUAGGGAUAAACUGCAACCCGAUGACGUUUACGAAGGACAUCCCAAAGGCCCUCGACAACCUGGUGAUACAUUCGAUAGGCGUCCUAAAGAUGGUUCGCGGCCUGAUGAUGAUGACAGACGUCAUCCAAAGAGUCCUAGGCGUCCUGGAGAUACAUUAGAUAGACGACCUAAGGAUGGUUCCCAACCAGAUGAUGAAACCAGACGUUACCCCAAGGGUCCUGGACAACCUGAAGAUACAUACGAUAGGCGUCCUAAAGAUGGUUCGCGACCUGAUGACGAUGACAGGCGUUAUCCAAAGGGUCCUAGGCAGCCUGGAGAUACAUUCGAUAGACGUCCUAAGGAUGGUUUGCAACCGGAUGAUGAAACCAGACGUUAUCCCAAGGGUCCUGCACAUCCUGAAGAUACAUUUGAUAAGCGUCCUAAAGAUGGUUCGCGACCGGACGAUGAUGACAGACGUCAUCCAAAAGGUCCUAGACAGCCGGGAGAUACAUUUGAUAGACAUCCUAAGGGUGGUUUCCAACCGGACGAUGAGACCAGGCGUUACCCCAAGAGUCCUGGACAGCCGGGAGAUACUUUAGAUAGACGUCCUAAAGAUGGUUCGCAGCCAGAUGAUGAUUAUAGACGUUAUCCCAAGGGUCCCGGACAACCUGGAGAUACGUACGAUAGACGACCAAAGGAUGGUUCGCAGCCGGACGAUACUAAACAUCAUCCAAAAGGACCUCGUCAACCUGAAGACACUGUCGACCAGCGUCCUAGAGACAAUUUGAAACCUGAAGGUGAAUUUGAUAGACCUUCCAAACAACAAUGGGCUCCAGGUCAAAGGCCCGAACAAAUAAAACCAAAAGAUAACUUGCAUUUAGAUGGGCAAUUUGAAACGCGUCCUAAAACACAAUGGCAACCAGGUGAAACCCCAGCUCAGGUGCGUCCGCAAGAUAAUUUACGUCCGGAAGGUGAUUUCGAAAGGCCGUCCAGACCAAAGUGGGUGACAUCAGAAAGACCUGAACAAAUAAAACCUAAAGAUAAUUUAUAUCCUGAAGGUUCACCAUCGCACACCCCAAGCCAAACAGGGCCUGGCGGUCAAUUUGAUCGCCCUGAAACGCCUAAGUGGACCCCGGCUGAAAGACGGACACCAAUAAGACCUACUGAUAACCUUCAUACAAAUGGCGAUAUUAUUAAACAUGACACAUCAAAAACAGAAACGGGCAGAUUAGUCAAGAAAAUUGUAGGAUCAAAAAUCAUAACAACUCGUGACGACACCGUGAAGAGUCAUGUCGACCACCGAAAAGAUACGGUAAUACGUCAAGACGAUCAAACUCACGUAAAACGUACCGAAACCCACCAACAACAAACGCACGCUGACCAAACAACCUCCAAGCACAUUAAGCAUGCAACUAUAAGAUCUGAUAACGUGACUGAUCAUUCUCACACUGAUCACACAACUACGAAGCAUACUCAACAUGGCACUCAUGUUAAACAUACUACUGUUGGAUCCCAUGAUGUGACAGAUCAAUCUCGUAUUGACCGGACAGUUUCUAAACACACUCAGUCGGGUACUCACGUUAAGCAUACAACUGUAAAAUCAGAAGAUUUAACAGAUCAGUCUCACGUUGACCACACAACUGUUCAGUAUAUUCAAGGUGGACCACAUGUAACGCGUACUAUCGUUAGGUCCGAAGAUGUAACUGACGAAUCUUCUAUAAAACGCGUUCACUCUGGAUCGCAUAUUAAACACACAACUGUAACAUCUCAAGAUGUAACUGACCAGUCUCAUAUUACCACUAAACACAUUCAAUCUGGCGCGCAUACCAAACAUACUACAAUUAGACGUGGAGAUACCCCCGAUCGUACAGCAUCUCCAAAAGACUUAGAUCGUGUAUCAUCUCCAGAUACUGUAGAUCGCCACCAGAAGAUUACUGAUCGCACUGUAGGUCGAAAUGUCACCGAUAAAAGUGUGGUUCAAAAGACAGAUAUGAAAAACGUUAAAAAUGUAACUUCAUCUACAACAAAGACAAUUAAACAGAUAACGGAGAAGAAGCUCAGAGGUGGUAAGUGGGUAACUGUUACACGUAAUGUAGAAGUGGACGUUACGACGCAAGGCGAUAAAGGAGAUAUAAUGCCUGUUAGAGGAGAGCCCGGCGAUAGGUCCCCACGUUAUAGGGACUCUGGCGAUACAACACAAAGAAUUGUAUCGUCGACUAAUCAAGGAUUGCAUUCCCAACAACAUUACGCUUCUACGGACGCUAUCAACCAACGAGAUGUGUUGAAUACCACGUAUAUUAAAAAGGGAUCUUCACAACAACAAAUCUCGAGCGACAGUAAUCAACGUGUAAUGUCGUCACAACAAACUGUUAAAACGUCAUCGACGGAUCAAAGCACAUCAUCUCAACAGAGACAAACGGUCUCGGAGAGUCAUCAUCAACGAAAUAUUGGUACAACAUCUGUUUCAAACACUACUCAUAUUGAUCAAAACACUUCAAGAACGAUGCAAAAAUCUGUUUCUGGCAGUCAAAUUAAUAAGCAAUCUGCAAUGGAUACUACACAAAGAAUUAUAUCAUCAGAUUAUACCGAUGUCAACACAAAUCAACGUCACAUGGUGGAUAGUCAUGCUGAAAAGAGCACUGGUUCAACAACAUACAUUACCAGAGGCAGUCAUGUAGAACAAAACGUUUCGAAGUCAACUCAUCAAUCGACUAAUAGAAACUUAAGCGACAACGUGACAAAGACGAGCAUUGAAUUUCAGAGAGCUAUGCAUGGCGGCGACGAUUCCUCAUCUGCUGUAGUUGAUCGGAGUUUACGCAGUGGUCAUCACAAGCGCACUUCAGAUUUAGUCUCGGACACAUCUUCGACAAAUGCUGUUUUACAUCGAAAAGGUGUUACUUCAAACACCGAGGCGCAACAUUCUAUUAGUACUACAGCGGCUGCACAGAGAAAGAGUAUCGGCAAUCUAACCGAAAGAGGCGAAUACAUCAGCAAUUCAACCCAUAGCACAGACAGAAAAAGUAUAAGUUCAAUGCACCGUUCGAACCGUGAUAACAUGACUGUCAUUUCACAGCAAAUGGACAGUUCAGAUGCGCGUCGCAAUCAAAGUAGAAGAGACGGACAGUCUACUGUUAUGGUAGACCGACAAUUAAAAGGCGGAGCUAAGGAUAAUCUUCGAGUUGGUGGAGAAUUCUAUGGACAGUCCGAAGCCCGAUCGUAUGGAAGCUUUUCUAGAUCGGAUCAACACACACAAAGGGCUGAGCGAUCUGAACAUGUCGAACGAGUAGAACGAGUGCAGCGCGUACAACGACAUGGAAACACUUCGCAUUUCGUGUUGGGUGACGGCGGAACUAGUUACAAGCGCGAAUACACAGCCCAUGUCCACGGCAUCUGCCCCGCCACCUUAAUAGAGGCUCCGCAGACGCCGUUCAAACAUACGCGCGACUCGCGCGAACAUAAAUUCUAUACACCGAAAAUUGGUCAAACUAAGCAAUAAAAUUUUCAGGCCUAAACUUUCAAAAGGCUAACUUAUUCAUUCCUUAUUUAAUGCUUUUUUUAGAUUUUUAUUGUUAUUGGUAAAAUUAACUAUUACCUACCUAUGAUUAUAUAAUUUAAAAAGCAAUUAAUAUUGCUAUUUUAAUAACAUUAACGUGCCUUCUCUUAUAAAUUUGCAUAAUAUUUUAUUUUAAUUAACAAUUUUAUUGUAUCCUUUGUUUUGUCAAACAAUGCCAUGUAAUAAAUAAAUUUUUAUAUUAUAAAA
Molecule: messenger RNA, 13228 nt
Organism: Manduca sexta (tobacco hornworm)
Lineage: Eukaryota; Metazoa; Arthropoda; Insecta; Lepidoptera; Sphingidae
Gene: Sdb
Product: titin
Exons: 4
Coding region: 278-12964 (4228 amino acids)
Biological process (GO): microtubule anchoring
Cellular component (GO): axonemal microtubule; cytoskeleton; ciliary basal body
Molecular function (GO): microtubule binding
Source: RefSeq, a predicted model, not a curated record